GUUUCCAGUCGGACAUAUUUAGCGAAACACACAACUCGCUUCACGUGGGGAGGUUCAACACAUCUGAGCUGCUGGUGAAGAGAUUAAAAUGCCAAAGAAAAGCAAAGCAAAGACUGUAAAGAGACAGAGCAGCGACGAUGAGCAGCUCCCUCCCAAACAGAGCAAGCUAAAGCCCAGCGACCCUCCAUCCCCCCUGUGCUUCAACAGCCCGGUCAGCCUGUUCCAGAGCCUCAUCCAGCCCAUGGGGACGGAGCAGUUCUUCAGCGAGUACUGGGAGAAGAAGCCCCUCCACCUGCAGAGGUCUGAUCCCGACACUGCCUCCUACUACCGCUCUUUGUUCCAGCUGUCCGACCUGCCGAGCCUGUGCUCCGAGGAUCUGGAAUACUACAGGGACGUCAACGUCGUGCGCUGCAUCGACGGCAAGAAAAAAGUGCUCAACAAGCAGGGACGAGUUAAGAGCAGUGUCCUCAACAAGAGCUUCGUUCAGAACAAGGCCACCAUCCAGUUCCACCAGCCGCAGAGGUUCAAGGAUGAGCUGUGGAGGAUCCAGGAGAAGCUGGAGUGUUUCUUCGGAGCCUUGGUGGGCUCUAACGUCUACAUCACCCCACAGGAGUCCCAGGGCCUUCCGCCUCACUAUGACGAUGUCGAGGUAUUCAUCCUGCAGCUGGAGGGGCAGAAACGUUGGCUCCUCUACACUCCCACUGUUCCUUUGGCAGCAGAGUACAGCGUGGAGUCAGAGGAGAGGAUGGGCAGCCCGACCCAUGACAUCAUGCUGAAGGCAGGAGACCUUCUGUACUUUCCCAGAGGAACCAUCCAUCAGGCCAGCACCCCAGCAGGAGUGGACCACUCGACCCACUUGACUCUCAGCACUUACCAGAGAAUGUCAUGGGGAGAUUUGCUAUUGGACAUAUUUCCCAGCUUGCUGAGCGACCGCAGCAAGGCUGAAGUCAGCCUGAGAGAGGGCAUGCCCAGAGCACUCCUUCUGGGUAACAGUGAAGGCCCGGACAUCGGCAGGACGCUGGCCGCUGGCCUCAGAUCUCUGGCUGAUGAACUGGAAAACGAAACUCAGGAAGUCCGCUCCACUCACAUGAAGAGAGACUUCAUCAUGAACCGACUGCCACCGUACAGCCAGCAGGAGCUGCCAGAGCCAUCUGGGAAAAUUCCUGCCUUGGAGGAUAUGGUGUGUUUGAGGUUUAAGGACCAUAUGGUGAUGACAGUGGAGCCCAGCCAAGAGAAAACAGAUGAGGCCACAGAGCUGGUAGUCUUUGUCUUACACUGUCUGAAGAACCAGAGGGAGAGCCACAUGAUGGGUGAGAGUUGUGAUGAAGAGGAGGAGCAGGACAUCUCCAGGGGCCUGCAGUUCCCUCUGUCCCACCUCCAGGCCCUGCGGCAGCUCCAACAGACAGAGCAGCUGACCGUGGCCCAGCUCCAGCUGCCCACACAGGAGGCCAAACUCAGUCUGGUCCUGGCUCUCUGGAGUGAGAGCCUGCUGGUUGUGCUAUAGCACACCACUACGUCAAAAUAUCACUGAAGUGAUGUAUUAAAUAGACAUCUGUUGAUAUUUAUGAAUACGUUUGGAGUAUUGCUCUUUGUCUUACUGUGUUGUUUUUCCUUGCUCCCCUGAAUAAAGCUGCUACACCUCCAGCAGUGCAGAUGUAGCUUUUUGAAGAC
This is a messenger RNA of Anoplopoma fimbria (sablefish), 1671 nucleotides long. It is a transcript of the gene riox2, whose product is annotated as ribosomal oxygenase 2. The coding region runs from base 89 to 1504 and encodes 471 amino acids. Lineage: Eukaryota; Metazoa; Chordata; Actinopteri; Perciformes; Anoplopomatidae. The record is from RefSeq and is a predicted model, not a curated record. The transcript is spliced from 10 exons. Gene Ontology annotation, molecular function: histone H3K4 demethylase activity; histone H3K36 demethylase activity. Gene Ontology annotation, cellular component: nucleolus.